AUGUAUGUUCAGAAGCCAGGACACGAUCUUCCUGAAAUAAACUCCCUAGAUCAUCAAAUUGCGCUGGCACGUGGCUCAACCAUGGCACUUGAGACUAUGCGAACUCGCUUACGGUACUCAAAAGGAAAGAACACGCUGUCACUUCAAGAAUUGAAAUACGAAAAGCUCCGCCAAUAUGAGCAACAGAAAAAUGAGAAUAAUUUCUACCAAUCUUGCCGAGAUAUACUUCAUGAGCUCAUCGCGGCGGCCACUGAGGUCGCGGAAGACCUGACGUCACCAUACGACUUUGAGCCGGGAAUGAUUGCUUCCAAUACCGCAAAAGCUUUAGCGGGAGCUAGACUUUUACGCGGGGCUCUAGAGGAUUCUCGUGUGCAGGAAGCGCGAGCAGAACAUAAAUGGAAACGGGAGUGGAAUUCAUCACGAGUUUGCAAGCCGAUUGCGCGUUGGAUUUGA
This is a messenger RNA of Penicillium longicatenatum, 453 nucleotides long. RefSeq lists its product as uncharacterized. Lineage: Eukaryota; Fungi; Ascomycota; Eurotiomycetes; Eurotiales; Aspergillaceae. The record is from RefSeq and is a predicted model, not a curated record. The transcript is spliced from 2 exons. The coding region runs from base 1 to 453 and encodes 150 amino acids.